Molecule: messenger RNA, 1577 nt
Organism: Chironomus riparius
Lineage: Eukaryota; Metazoa; Arthropoda; Insecta; Diptera; Chironomidae
Source: the annotation of a GenBank genome assembly
AAAAAAAAAUAAUUUUUUUGUUUUUUAAAAAUUUUCUUUAAAUUUCAAAGUCAAAGACAAUUUUUUCACAAGUUUCGUCAUCAAGGCACCAACGACAGUCAUAAUGUCAACAACAAUAGAGCAAAUGAUUCUCGACGCAAAGCGCUUAGCGAAUCGUUUAAAAGAAAAGGAGCAGCUCGCAGAUGUCUUGUCCAAUGAGACUGAACGUGUCAAUUAUCAGUUGGACAGCAUGCGACAGUUUCAGGAUGACAUUAAUGCAUUAAAUAUUUUGGCGAGGGAUCGCAGCAAUGCUGAUAUGAUUCAUACAAUUCAUCAAGAAAAUCCACAAAUUCGUGAGAUCCAGCAAGAGAAUAGACAGCUUAAGGCAUCCAUUGAGGAGCAUCAGAGGGCGAUUGAGUUGAUAAUGACUAAGUAUAGGCAGCAUACACAACGACAGAUUGAAGAGACGAAGCUGGAUUUCGAUAAACUUGUUAAAGCUAGCGAGAUGAAUGAUUGCACCAACAUAAUCAGCUCACAAGCCCAACAACUGCAAGAAGCAAUAGGUGUCAUGCAAGAAGCCGUAAAGAUGGGCGACGAUGACAUGAACAAAUACGUUGAACAGCUAAUGCAACUAAAGACAGAGAAUCAAGGCCUCCGAGAGCUCCUCGGCAUCGCCAGAUCAAUGAACUCAAUUCUAAUGGAUCGUGAAAAGAAAGAAAUUGCAACGCAGACAGAAGAAGUCUCGAAUGUCAAGUCAUGAGAUGUUGGAUGUGUGCAAACUGAAUGAAUGAGCAAUAGAAUGAAUGGAAUGGAAGUUUAGCUAUGCUUCGUGUAGGAUAUUCAAGAUAUUCAAUUAUUUUAGAUAAAAUAUGAUGACGGAUGAGAAGGAAACUCUGUAAAACAAUUGUGUCUCUAUACUACAGAUAGGGUCUUUCGCUGAUUAGAGAAGACAUCUCGAGAGAACUGACCCCCACGAAUGAGGGAAUGAGGUCAGCCUUUUUUUCAUUGUUAGAAUUGAAGGAUUAAAAAACUAUAAAAACAGAACUUAUAGACCUAGUUUAUUUUAAACAUCACUUGUAAACGAUCCCAAAUUUAAAUUUUAUUUUUCUAUAAUUUUGUGUAAUUAAAUUCUACUUUAUAUAAAUAUUUUAUUCUUGCACUAUAUAAGCCAACAUUAUCAUUAGUAAUCCAGCCUUAAGUCAGAGCAUUAGGCUUGCAAUACCAUCUAGUAAAAAAAUUCUAAAUUUCCAAAAUCCUGAGAUUUUAUUAUCUAUUAAUUACCUUUUAAGUGCUUCUGUCACAAAACCUAGAUUAUAUUUUUUCUAAUUUAACUAGAAACCUACUUAAAGAUACACAUUGGUUGAGCUAGAAAUUAUUGCGAAGAAUGGAGUCGACUUCCAUAAGGAUGGGCAGUUCAGAUUUCAAAAAAUACUUCAAUCUUGUAAAGAUUCAUCAUUUCUGGCUACAACCACACAAACAUGAAUAACUCACCGUCAUACACACAAAUAAUGAAUUACAAAAAAAAAAAACAUAAAAAUCAGUGCAGAAACUCAAUAAUGUCGUACAUUAAUAAACUAACUGAACAUAUUUUAUGAAUG